Molecule: messenger RNA, 3450 nt
Organism: Anopheles stephensi (Asian malaria mosquito)
Lineage: Eukaryota; Metazoa; Arthropoda; Insecta; Diptera; Culicidae
Exons: 7
Coding region: 139-3417 (1092 amino acids)
Biological process (GO): transmembrane transport
Cellular component (GO): membrane
Molecular function (GO): transmembrane transporter activity
Source: RefSeq, a predicted model, not a curated record
UCCAUAAUCAGCGAUAAAACGAAUGACAAAAGAAGAGCGAUUGCUGCGAAGCGACAGCGUUUCCUCGUUGGCAGUGGAGUAGAACAGUCUGAGAUUAGAUUUCGCAGCGGCAUCACACGGUUUCGGUAGUGCAACGAAAUGACACAACUAGCGCUAGACGAUGUGCUCAUCGAGAUUGGCACAUUUGGCCGGUUCCAGCUUCGGCAGUUUCUGCUGAUGAUACUGCCCCUGGUGUUUAACGCGUUCUCCAACCUGUCGUACGUGUUCACUGCCGCCGAUCUUAAGUACAGAUGCUACAUUCCCGAGUGCGAGAGCCGUAACGACACAGCGUACCUCACCGAGUGGUUACAUGCAGCAGUUCCGUUCGUGCGCAACCAACCGGCCGGGUGUGAACGGUACGAACCGUUUGUAAACAUCACCGGCGACUAUUUACAAUGCCAAGCGUCCGACUUCAACGAGUCCGCUAUCACGCGAUGUUUCGACUUUGUGUAUGAAGAUAAAGCGGCUACUACGAUUGUGAAUGAAUUCAACCUCACCUGCGAUGAAAACACGUGGAAGAUAACUUUGGUCGGAACACUGCACAGCGUCGCUCAGGCGCUGGCACUCCUGCUAGGUGGUUUAUUUUCGGAUCGAUACGGUCGCAAACGGGCCCUGCUGCUCUGCCUCGGGCUGGGUUCGACCCUAGGGAUCAUCCGAUCGUUCUCAGUGAGCUAUGAGAUGUUUUUGGUCUUCGAAUUCCUAGAGCCAUUGCUGGGUUCCACCAUGUACACGACGGCGUUCAUCCUUGGCCAGGAGCUGGUAGGUCCCAAGCAUCGCGUCUUUGCCAAAAGCCUGUGCUUGGUAGUGUUCGCACUGGGCGAAGCCGCCAUGGGCGUUAUUGCAAUGUUCAUACACAACUGGCGCUACUAUCUGCUGGCCUUGUUUGUGCCGGGCCUCGUAUCGCUUUCGUUCCUAUGGAUAACGGCCGAAAGUGUGCGCUGGCUGCUAUCGAAGGGCCGCAACAAGGAAGCGAUCGACAUACUGCUGAAGGCGGCCACAACUAAUCGGAAAACAUUGUCGGAGAAUACGCUCAAGUACUUUGCCACCAAUGACUAUCAAUGCGAGUCGCCCCAGCUGCCGGCGAAUUCUUCCUUCUUCGAACAGCUAGCGGAAGUGUUCAAAUUCAAACGUCUGACCAUACGACUGGCAAUCUGCUCGUUCUGUUGGUUCACCAAUGUGAUGGUGUAUUAUGGUCUCACUUUGAAUUCGGUCACACUAGCGGGAGACAAGAACGUUAACUUUAUCUUGAUAACCCUGGUCGAAAUACCUAGCGCGGUGAGCAUGAACUUCAUCCUGAACCGAUUUCCACGACGGAUGGCACAGUUCGUGUCGUUGGCGCUGUGUGGAGUCUUGUGCCUGGUGACACUGGCCAUUCCAGAGGAUGAAAGCUGGAUCCACACGGCCAUGUUCCUCUUCAGCAAAAUGGCAAUAUCAUUUUCCUUCGGCGUGCUGUACAUUUACACCGCGGAAAUCUUUCCCACCAACCUGAGACAAAGCUUACUGUCCAUGUGUUCUAUGAUCGGCCGAAUAGGGUCGAUCGUGGCCCCACAAAUGCCACUGCUGGCCAGAGUUUGGAAACCCCUGCCGAUGACCCUGUUCGGUUCCAUUGCGCUACUAUCAGCGUUUACGAUUCUAGAAUUUCCCGAGACCGGCAAUGUCCGGCUGCCAAACACAGCCAGCGAGGCAGAAAAUCUUAAACAGAACAGUUUUGAUAGCGAUCGUUCGGAAAAAUCGUUCACCAUGCCACAAUCCGAAGACGACGUGGACUUGGACGAAGUGCUGCAGGAGAUCGGUCAGUUUGGGCUGUUUCAAACGAAACAAUACGGGCUGAUGGUACUGCCGAUCAUAUUCAAUGCCCUGUUCACACUCAGUUACAUCUUCACGGCCGGCAAUCUUGAGUACAGAUGUUUAGUGCCAGAGUGUGAGCUCCCUGCCACUACUAUCUACCAUCCCGAUUGGUUGAACGGAUCGAUUCCAUUCCAGGCUGAUGCACGAUGUCAACGGUUCCGAUACCUUUCGAACGAAACCGCGCCGUUGCAGCUGGAGUGCAGUAGCGAAAGCUUCAAUUCUUCCGACUCUGUUGCGUGUGAUAGAUUUGUGUUCAAAACCGACGAAACAACGAUAGUGCGAGACUUUAAUAUAACAUGUGCGCAAAACGAUUGGAAACUUACGAUGGUGGGCACCGUCAACAACGUGGGACAGUUUGUAGCCCUCCCAAUCGCAGGCUAUCUGUCGGAUCGGUUCGGUCGCAAGUGGAUCCUUCUAGUGAGUGUGGCCGGCAGUGCAGUGUUCGGUGUUUUACGCUCAUUCGCAACCAACUACGAAAUGUUUAUAGCGAUGGAAUUUCUAGACCCGGUCAUUGGUUCCACCAUGUACACUACCGCAUUCAUACUGGCGCUUGAGCUAGUAGGUCCGAAAAUGCGCGUAACCGGUAACAACAUUAUUUCCUGUGCCUUUUCGUUUGGGGAAGCACUGCUCGGUUUGCUGGCCAUGUAUUUCCGCGAUUGGCGCACACUGCUGCGCAUUUUGUACAUUCCUGGUCUGCUGGUUCUGCCGCUGCUUUACACAACCGCGGAAAGCGUCCGGUGGUUGUUGUCUAAAAACAGAAAAGAUGAAGCGUUUAAAAUUUUGAAAAAAGCCGCCAAAGUAAAUGGCAAAUCGUUGUCCCCGGUUGCGUUGGCGAAAUUCAACUCCACCGACACUAAGAGCAAUUCAACCAGCUCGUUAGACAAUAAAACUUACACACAUCUGCUGAGCGAAGCGCUGCAAAACCCGGGCCUAGUGCUGCGUGUCAUCAACUGUUCCUUUUGCUGGCUCACAAACACGAUGGUUUACUUUGGCCUGAGUCUCAACUCUGUCUCGCUAUCGGGCAACAAAUAUUUGAACUUCAUUCUCGUCUCGCUGAUCGAACUGCCCGGAUUCUUUUUGAUGCAAUUGAUCCUCGAUCGUGUAGGGCGUAAGAAGACACUGUUUGCAACGCUCGUUUUAAGCGGUCUGUUCUGCAUCAUAUCCGCAUUUAUUGAUGGUAUCGAUGCGCCUGCUCUCAACCUAACACUAUUUCUGCUCAGCAAACUCACCAUCACGAUGUCGUUCGGUACGCUCUACAUCUAUACGGUGGAAAUCUUUCCCACAAACCUACGCCAAAGCCUGCUCUCGACAUGCUCCAUGUUUGGACGGAUCGGUUCGAUGAUUGCACCGCAGACGCCGCUGUUGGCUAAAUUUUGGACACCGCUACCGAUGGUUCUGUUUGGCGCUCUGGGCAUUACUGCGGGAGUAGCGGCGCUCAAGUUUCCCGAAACGCUCAACAACGAACUGCCCAACACGCUCGAAGAAGCCAUGAACAUGCAAGGAAACGACAUUCCCCCAACCGACCGGUGAUACUGAGUUUCGGUCUAUACAAUAAAUAAUGCA